AUGUCGCACACCGACGUCGACGUCCCAACAACCCAAAAGGCCUUCGUGCCCCUAGAAAACAACCCAGAAGUAAUGUCCCACCUAAUCCACCAACUCGGCCUCCCCCCAACCCUCGGCUUCACGGACGUCUUCUCAAUCGACGACGCCGACCUCCUAGCCUUCGUCCCGCGCCCCUCCUACGCCCUCCUCCUCGUCUUCCCCAUCUCCGCAACCUACGAAGCCUCCCGCGAAACCGAAGACGCCCAAAAAGAACCCUACACCGGCUCCGGGCCCUCCGAGCCCGUAAUGUGGUUUAAACAAACAAUCCGCAACGCCUGCGGACUAAUCGGGCUCCUGCACGCCGUGUCGAACGGCGAGGCGCGGAAACAGAUCAUCCCGGGCUCGGAUCUGGACGUUCUUCUCCGGGAUGCGGAAGGCUUGCAGCCGGUGCAAAGGGCGGAUCUGCUGUACGAGAGUAAGGCGUUGGAGAGCGCGCAUGCGGAUGCGGCGAAAUUGGGGGAUACGGCUGCGCCGGAGGCGGAGGAUAAUGUGGAUUUGCAUUUUGUGGCGUUUGUCAAGGGGGUGGAUGGGAGGCUUUGGGAGCUUGAUGGGCGCCGGAAGGGGCCGAUUGCUAGGGGGAGCUUGGGGAGGGGGAGGAUGCGCUUUGUGAGAGGGCUUUGGAGAUGGGGGUUAGGAGAUUUUUGA
This is a messenger RNA of Penicillium bovifimosum, 684 nucleotides long. Its product is annotated as ubiquitin carboxyl-terminal hydrolase. Gene Ontology annotation, biological process: protein deubiquitination; ubiquitin-dependent protein catabolic process. Gene Ontology annotation, cellular component: cytoplasm. The record is from RefSeq and is a predicted model, not a curated record. NCBI's taxonomy places the organism in Eukaryota, Fungi, Ascomycota, Eurotiomycetes, Eurotiales, Aspergillaceae. Gene Ontology annotation, molecular function: cysteine-type deubiquitinase activity. The coding region runs from base 1 to 684 and encodes 227 amino acids. The transcript is spliced from 2 exons.